AGCAGGAAGGAAACGAUGAAGACUCGGGAUCAAGCCGAGCUGAUCUAUGCAAGGAUCGCAGGAGAACUCUUCGUGACGCGUUUCUCAGACACAACAAAAGAAUUCAACUCCCAAGUGGAUCACCCGAGUCGCCACCAAAGGACAGGAAGUACGAAGACAUAAUGUCCUUUUUACUGCCAUAUGUGCAGCCAAGGUACAGUUCAAAGAACAACCUUUGUCCCACCGGAGGUUUAAAGGGGGAAAGAACUGGGACCCCUCUAUCACUAGCUGACACAGAGGAGCGGGGUAUCAUGCCGAGCAGCACUUAUUCAACACCAUCAACCUCUGGUGAAAAGAGGUCCCGUAGCCCAACGGAAACCCCAUCAAGGAGACCAGCCACAAAGGCGAAGAGCACAGGAACCCCAAUGGAGGACCGCAUUAUGUGUCUUUUGGAAAAUCUCACUCCAACAAACACUCACAAAGAGUCAUCUCACUUUGCUCUCAGCACAGUCCCCAUAUUGACUAAACUAAGUAGCCCAAGAAGGCGGAGAGCGAAGAGAGAAAUCAUGCGCAUCUUGGAUGAUCUCACAGAUGAACAGGAAGAGCAACAAAGAGCUACUACGUCGACAUAGAUUCUGCGUUCCAUAUGUACUCGGAAUUCGGCAUUUCCGACCCCUCGAAUGCUCUCGAAUGCCCUCGAAAGUCGGAAUUACAAGUGGGAAAGUCAGGAUAACACGCCCAUACCCAAUCUCUGCAUUCAAGAUGGUUGCUGCUUGCAUCAAUAAUAGUAAAACGUUCUUACUGUGACUGUUUUUAGCAGCUCUCUAUUAUUUAUGUAACAUUUAGUCAGUCGUACACAUACUACUUUUCCCUGUUUAUAAGAGGAGAUGUUUCAACACUAUUUAUAUGAAUGAAAUGCAGCAUGGAACCGUGUUAUUGUUAUUGUUGUAAGACUGCUGUUACAGUUGCUAGCAAUACGAAUGAAACAAGCAGGAAAACUGGAACACUACAACUUGGAGAUGACGUAAACUAUGAACAUCCCAGUUCCGAUUUCCGAGGAUAAUAGAACGCAGCAAGAGACAUGAUUAUCCACCCAAUUUACAUACCACAAUACUCCCCAUGGCAUAACAAUGCCCCAGCCUCAAUGGCAGAUUUCCAAGCCUUUUGCCCACCCGCCUCAGUCAGCAUCAGGAGUUUCCCCCUAGACCCGAAUCUCAAUGGGAAGACUCAAACAGCAGUCCUUUUUUAUAAAAACGUCUAAGUUUGAAUUUCUAGAGAACUCUGUUUGACUUUUUUUGAGUGUGUCUGUUUUCCUUAAUAAAACAAGUUUAAAAAACUUGCCAUGUAAUGAUUUCAACUAACUUUAAACCCAUCUGCCAAUCUUGGUUUGGGAUCUAUUGCGGCUCUGUAGUUUGUAGAUUGCUGCCUGAGCUCCGGUCCAACAAAGGAGAGACGUUCAUCCAUUUUCUCUGCACUCAUCUGGAAAUAUUGGCAUUGCCUGUCCAGUCUCAGCUCUGCAACAAGAUGAUGAAAAUCUCCUUGUCGUAUUUGCUGGUUGAGGGGAUGGACCCACAGAGGUCUUCUCGUCCUCAACGAUAAAGUUUUUGAAUAUAUAGUGUACUUACCCAUGGUAUGAGCUCAGAAGUACUUGAAAGUGAAACGGCGAACUUGUUUGAGCAGCAAGUGCAGUUUUGUGUUUACUCACAGACCAGUUUAUGUUGAUAAAUCUGGUUGUUGUCGCGUGAUGUCAGGAUUUCUGGUACAAACUCUUGCGUGAAUACUCUCAAGUCCGGUGGUCCAUUAACGGACUGUCUGGUUGGAGCCUACAUGUUUUAAAGAAAUCGGAUUGGAUCGUGUAGAGUUGGUCGCAAGGCGUGUGUUUUGGGGAUCAGAAAGAAAAGGUUGCACUGUGGCAAUGUUCUUCAGAUGAAGAAAUGUGUUUCUGUAACAUUUCGAAUGUUAUUUGUGAAACAUAGAAGCCAAUAUGAUGCAGAUGCUUCUAAGGUGAUCUGACAGAUUCAUUGCCAGUAAUUGCCACAGAUUUGAUUCUUUUAUUUCUCCAGUGAGGUUAAGCUUUUGUAUUUGUUUUUUGUAUUUUAAAGGCAAUGGCAGGAAUUACUUUACUGAUGGUUUUUUGCUACAGAAUCACACUAAGAAGGUAAAAUCUCUACAGGAAUGCUUUUUUAAAACACAAAUAAAAAACACUUGAGAGAUAAGGUUACAUUGCCAGUCUUUCGAGGAUUUUAGUUCGUUUAAAAUCAUCAGUACUGAAAAAAAAAGACAGUAGUGAUCCUAAGAGGCCAACAACUUAGAUGGAAGAGAUGUUAACACAUAAACCAUAAAACUGUACAAUAUGAAAUCCCCUGGUCCCCAAACCAGACCCCCUCCGGCCCUUGCCUGCGCCUAGAAAUCCUGUCCAUAAAAGUUAUGAACGGGACUGGUGACAAAGGGCAGCCCUGCCGGAGUCCAACAUGCACUGAGAACAGGUCCGACACAGUGCCAGGAAUGCGGACCAAACUCCUGCUACGCUCCUAUAGAGACCGGAUGGCCCCUAAUAAAGGGCCCCCAACUUUGUACUCCUGGAGCACCCCCCACAGGGCACCACAAGGGACACAGUCGAAUGCCUUCUCCAAAUCCACAAAACACGGUUGGGCAAACUCCCAUGAACCCUCGAGUACCCUGCAGAGGGUGUAGAGUUGGUGCAGUGUUCCACGUCCGGGCGAAAACCACACUGCUCUUCCUGAAGCCGUGGUUUGACUAUCAGCUGGACUCUCAAUUCAAUUCACUUUAUUUAUAUAGCUCCAAAUCACAACACACCCUCUCCAAUAUCCUGGCGUAGGCCUUACCAGGGAGGCUGAGGAGUGUGAUCCCCCUAUAGUUGGAACACACCCUCUGCUCACCAAUCGAACCCCGAGUCCCCAGCCUCUGCUUCCACCAGGAAAUGUGUGACGGCAGGAUUGAGGAGAUCCUCGAAGUACUCCUUCCACUCCCUGAUAAUGUCCCCAGUCGAGGACAGCAGCUCCCCACCCCUACUGUAAACAAUGUUGGCAAAGCGCCUUCUCCCCCUCUUGAGGCGCCAGACAGUUUGCCAGAAUCGCUUCGAGGCCAACCAGUAGUCCUUCUACAUGGCCUCACUGAACUCCUCCCAGACCCGAGUUUUUGCCUCUGCCUCGCGGUACCCGUCAGUUGCCUCAUUAGUUCCACAAGCCAACCACAGGCGACAGGACUCCUUCAGCUUGACAACAUCUCUUACUGCCAGUGUCCACCACCGGGUUUAGGGAUUGCCGCCGUGACAGGCACCGCAGACCUUACAGCCAUAGCUACGGGCGGCAGCAUUGACAGUAGAGACAGAGAACAUGGUCCAGGAGUUUUGAGGAGUUCCUCAAUCCAAUCACAGUGACUUCUGUGGAGGAGGUGGAGCCUUAAGACUCAGGAGAAGGUGUUUUUAAUCACUGACGGCAAAUCACAGAGUGUGACUGAGAUUCAGUACCAGAUGCUGAAGGCCUUUGGCAUUGUGAAACUGUCAUGGUUGACACACCUCCUCAAUGUUGUAUGUCAAGGACUUGGAAAACACUGGCGGAGUGCUAGAUUGGGGUGUGGGUUCCAAGUUUAAGGAAAGGGGACCUUUUAAAUAUCUUUGUGUCUUGUUCCCAACUAAUGGUAGGAUGGAACAGGAGGUGGACAGACAGAUUGGGCCUUCACCUGCACUACUACAAGCUGUGCUCAAUUUAAUGGCCCUACAUUCCAACCCUCACCUACGGUUAUGAAAUAUGGAUCAUGACCGAAAGAACAAGAUCUCGAUAAAAAGGGGUCGCUAUGUGCUUUCUCCUGAGGGUGGAUGGAUUGCGCCUGCUUCUCCGCCAAAAGUCAAGAGUCGAUUGAGACACCCCAGAGCAUAACCAGGAGCAGAACUCCAGUUUGGGUCAGAAGAAACCAGAUACUUCACACAUCAACAAGGGCAAGGAUGGAUCGGACACUCUCCAGAUAAAAAAGGAAGAUGAUGGAGUCUGCAUCAUGUAUGGUUUUACACCAGCAUACUUGAUUCUUCAGAUGAGUUCUCAGAAAGGUGAGAAGCCUUUCUCAUGUCAGGUCUGUGGAAAAACUUUUCUCUACAAAAGUAAAUUGAAAUACCACAUGAGAACUCACACGGGUGAAAAUCUGUUCUCUUGUCAGACUUGUGGAAAAACUUUCAUCUGGCAAAGUAAACUGAAGGAACACAUGAGAAGUCACACAGGCGAGAAGCCUUUCUCAUGUCAGACAUGUGGUAAAGCUUUUACUGAACAAAGUAAACUGAAACAGCACAUGAGAACUCACACAGGUGAGAAUCUUUUCACCUGUCAGACCUGUGGAAAAACCUUUAUCUGGCAUAGUCAGCUGACAGGUCACGUGAGAACACACACGGGUGAAAAGCCUUUCUCAUGUGAGAUCUGUGGAAGAGCUUUUACCCUGCAAAGUAAAUGGAGACACCACAUGAAAACGCACACAGGUGAGCUUUUCUCAUGUCAGACCUGUGGAAAAGCCUUUACCUUGCAAAGUGCUUUGAGAGACCACAUCAAAACUCACACAGAUGAGAAGCCUUUUUCAUGUCAGACUUGUGGGAAAGCUUUCAUCAGGCAAAGUGCUUUGAGAGACCACAUGAGGUCUCACACAGGAGAGAAGCCUUUUCUGUGUCAGACCUGUGGGAAAGCUUUUAACCGGCAAAGUAGUUUAAGUCUUCAUAUGAGCUUGCACACAGGUGAGAAACCGUUCUCAUGUCAGAUCUGUGGAAGGAAAUUCAGUUUGAAAAGUCAGUUGCUUGUUCACAUGAGAAUUCAUACUGGUGAGAAACCUUUCUCAUGUCAGACCUGUGGAAGAAAAUUUAGUGUGAAAGCUCGGUUGACCGUUCACAUGAGAAUUCACACAGGUGAGAAACUUUUCUCCUGUCAGAUGUGUGGAAAAGCUUUUACCCACAAAAAUUCUUUGAGUUUCCACAUGAGCUCUCACACAGGUGAAAAGCCUUUCUCAUGCCAGAUGUGUGGAAAAGCUUUUAACAUGCAAGGUGGUUUGACUCGUCACAUGAGAAUUCACACAGGGGAGAAGCAUAUAUCAUGUCAGACAUGCGGAAAAGCUUUUAACCAGCAAAGCCAUCUGACCUAUCACAUUAGAUCUCACACAGGUGAGAAGCCUUUUUCGUGUCAAGUUUGUGCAAAGAAGUUCAGUAGAAAAGAUCAGUUGAAUGUUCACAUGAGAACACACACAGACAAGAAGCCAUAAAUGUCAUUCUUCUUAUUUGUAUUUGAGAAUUGAAGGUGAACAUGCAGCAGCAUCAUAGACUGCUACGUCAUAUAUACAUGAAUAGAAAACAUACAUUAUUUAGAUUGAUGGAGACCGGGAUGAAAUUUAUCCUUCCUGAUGCACUUAGCUUUGCUGUGGUGAUGGUUGUUGCCCUUUGUCCUUUAUUAGUGAAAAAAAGGAACCCAUGAUUGGCAGUUUACAGUCUGUUGUGAAGCGUUCUUGUCUGGUACCGUGGGUCCUUCCUCCCGUGCUCUGAGGCAGGAUGUUGGUACUGGGCCAACAUACAUCUCAAACUGACAAGUUUACUGUGCAGUCUUUAAAAUGGUUUAACUGAGUAUCUGAGUAUUUUCCAGGUCUGGAAAAAGAAAAUGAAGAACGGAAACAUCUUUGUAUUUCUAGACUUUAAUAGUUGUUCCAUUACCUACAUCUUAUCUCCUUAUUUUCUGUCAGUCUUUGGUUUUUGUACAUUUGAAUUUGGUCAUAAAAAUGUGAGGAAGCAGGACAUUUGUUACUCGUCCCACCUUUGCUCUGCUGGCUGCUUCACUCUAUAACCAUCCUAGAAACAUGGCCAGAAUAAAAGGUUUCGGGUCAAAACUGAACCAAGAAAAACUGCUGUUUUUAUUUCCAGUAUCAUAUCAGAACCAGUUCUUAAAUCACUGAACUGGUUCCCUGUUUAUCAAAGAAUCGAUGUUACAUUUUCCUGUUUGAGAUUUGGAUGGGAUAUCAAUUUCAAUUUAAACUUCCAUCUAAAGUCAGAUGUAAAAUUGCCUUUAAUAUCUGUGUUUCAACAUUUUUGAAGAUGUUUUUAAGUGUUUGAAAUAUUGAAUUUUUUUUUAAACCAAAUUCUUAAAGAAUUUUGUUAUUUUCUCUUUGUCUGUCCUGUAAAACACUUGUAAAUCACCUUGUGUAUAAAUGGUUCUGUAAAUAUAAAGUGGCCUUGCCUCUUGGAGCAUCA
This is a messenger RNA of Girardinichthys multiradiatus, 6208 nucleotides long. RefSeq names its product gastrula zinc finger protein XlCGF57.1-like. The coding region runs from base 3994 to 5232 and encodes 412 amino acids. Gene Ontology annotation, molecular function: RNA polymerase II transcription regulatory region sequence-specific DNA binding; DNA-binding transcription factor activity, RNA polymerase II-specific. Gene Ontology annotation, cellular component: nucleus. The transcript is spliced from 4 exons. Lineage: Eukaryota; Metazoa; Chordata; Actinopteri; Cyprinodontiformes; Goodeidae. The record is from RefSeq and is a predicted model, not a curated record. Gene Ontology annotation, biological process: regulation of immune system process; regulation of cytokine production; negative regulation of transcription by RNA polymerase II.